This is a messenger RNA of Hemibagrus wyckioides, 8404 nucleotides long. It is a transcript of the gene cnot1, whose product is annotated as CCR4-NOT transcription complex, subunit 1. Gene Ontology annotation, cellular component: P-body; CCR4-NOT core complex. The record is from RefSeq and is a predicted model, not a curated record. The transcript is spliced from 49 exons. Gene Ontology annotation, molecular function: molecular adaptor activity. Lineage: Eukaryota; Metazoa; Chordata; Actinopteri; Siluriformes; Bagridae. Bases 389 to 7516 code for a protein of 2375 amino acids. Gene Ontology annotation, biological process: nuclear-transcribed mRNA catabolic process, deadenylation-dependent decay.
ACGCGCGAGCCUGUGACACAGACGCCAUUUUAUUUUUGAAAAAUCAAACAGAAACUCGGGGGAGGCUAAAAAAAGAAACCCGACUUUUUUAUUUUUAAAAAAUCCUAUCGAGAUCUUUUUUUCCUUUUUGGAGACGAGAAAUCCUGGAGAAAAAAUGAUCACCAAGCCGUAAUUUUGUAUGCUUUCGAGAUGUCCAACCGGCACUCGCAUUGAGGGACCGCACGCUGAAUCACGACCCACUGAUACGGACCUUGCCGGAACGCACGGACACUACUUUGGCGCCAGUGGGGGGGGAGGGGAGCAGAAGUAACCUAUCACUGAAGUGACUAAAGGGGAAUAAUGGUGAUUUUGCGCCGGGCUCGGCCGCCUGCUUCCGCCCCGACCAGCAAUGAAUCUUGACUCGCUCUCGCUGGCUUUGUCUCAAAUCAGCUACCUGGUGGACAAUUUAACCAAGAAAAACUACAGAGCCAGCCAGCAAGAAAUACAGCAUAUUGUGAAUCGUCACGGCCCUGAGGCAGACAGACAUCUAUUACGCUGUCUCUUUUCCCAUGUGGAUUUUAGUGGCGAUGGUAAAAGCAGUGGCAAAGAUUUCCACCAGACACAAUUUCUGAUCCAGGAGUGUGUGUCCCUUAUCACGAAGCCAAAUUUUAUUUCAACUCUCUGCUACGCCAUUGACAAUCCUCUGCACUAUCAGAAGAGUUUGAAGCCUUCGCCACAUUUGUUUCCUCAACUAAGUAAAGUUCUCAAACUAAGCAAGGUUCAGGAGGUGAUCUUUGGCCUUGCUCUUUUGAACUCGAGUACCGCAGACCUUCGAGGGUUUGCGGCUCAGUUUGUAAAGCAGAAGCUACCUGAUCUCCUGCGCUCGUACGUGGACGCCGACCUCGGAGGUAGCCAGGAAGGUGGCUUCCAGGACAUUGCCAUAGAGGCUCUGCACCUGCUGCUCUCACACCUCCUGUUUGGGCAGAAAGGCUCCAGCGGAGUCGGGCAAGAACAGAUCGACGCCUUCCUCAAAACACUGUGCAGAGAUUUCCCGCAGGAGCGUUGCCCUGUGGUGCUUGCACCACUGCUGUACCCUGAGAAACGGGACAUUCUCAUGGACAGGAUCCUACCAGACUCUGGAGAGUUAGCCAAGACCAUGAUGGAGAGUUCCCUUGCGGAGUUUAUGCAAGAAGUUGGCUAUGGCUUUUGUGCAAGUGUCGAUGAAUGUAGGAAUAUAAUCCUGCAGUAUGGAGUGCGAGAGGUGACUGCCAGCCAGGUGGCCAGAGUGCUUGGCAUGAUGGCUCGCACUCACUCUGGCCUUUCUGAUGGAAUUGCGCUACAGUCCAUCUCAGCUCCGGGUAGCGGCAUCUGGAGCGACGGGAAAGACAAAAGCGACAGCUCUCAGCUGCACAGCUGGAAUGUAGAAGUUCUGAUUGACGUUGUUAAAGAGCUUAACCCCAAUCUGAAUUUCAAAGAGGUCACGUAUGAGCUGGACCAUGCAGGCUUCAUGAUCCGGGACAGUAAAGGGCUGCAGAUUGUAGUGUAUGGUAUUCAGAGGGGUCUGGGUAUGGAGGUCUUCCCUGUAGACCUCAUCUACAGACCAUGGAAGCAUGCAGAAGGACAGCUCUCCUUCAUCCAGCAAUCCUUGAUGAGUCCGGAGGUGUUCUGCUUUGCUGAUUACCCCUGUCAUGCCGUCGUCAUCGACAUCCUCAAAGCUCCACCUGAGGAUGACAACAGGGAGAUAGCCACAUGGAAGAGCCUGGACCUGGUGGAGAGUCUGCUGCGACUGUCUGAGGUGGGCCAGUACGAGCAGGUCAAACAGCUUUUCAGCUUCCCCAUCAAGCACUGUCCGGACAUGCUGGUGCUGGCACUGUUGCAGAUCAGCACAUCCUGGCACACGCUGCGCCAUGAGCUCAUCUCUACGCUCAUGCCCAUUUUCCUGGGCAACCACCCCAACUCUGCCAUCAUCCUACAUUAUGCCUGGCAUGGGCAGGGCCAGUCACCAUCCAUUCGGCAGCUCAUUAUGCACUCGAUGGCGGAGUGGUACAUGAGGGGAGAGCAGUAUGACCAGGCCAAGCUCUCGCGUAUCCUGGAUGUGGCUCAGGACUUGAAGUCUCUCUCGAUGCUGCUAAAUGGUACUCCGUUUGCCUUUGUUAUUGACCUUGCUGCACUUGCCUCUCGCCGUGAAUACCUCAAACUAGACAAAUGGCUGACCGAUAAAAUCCGAGAGCACGGGGAGCCGUUCAUUCAGGCCUGCGUAACUUUCCUGAAGAGGCGCUGUCCCACCAUCAUGGGAGGACUGGCUCCGGAAAAAGACCAGCCAAAGAGUGCACAACUGCCUCCAGAAACUUUGGCUACUAUGCUAGCCUGUUUGCAGUCCUGUGCAGGGAGUGUGUCACAAGAGUUGUCUGAGACAAUCCUGACCAUGGUGGCCAACUGUAGCAAUGUGAUGAACAAGGCUCGCCAGCCUCCUCCAGGUGUCAUGUCAAAGGUCCGGGCACCCAGCACCAGCAGUCUGGACGCUAUUUCCCCAGUGGACCCUCUCACUGCGAUGGGCUCUCUCAAUCUGGGCAGCUCAGCCACCUCUCACACUCAGAACAUGCCAGGCUUCCCCACGCCUCUGAGCUCGGCCUUCAGCAACCCUCAGUCCCCUGCCAAGGCCUUCCCCCCUCUGACCAACCCCAACCCUAGCACGGCCUUCGGGGGCAUCAGCAGCCUCUCCUCACAGCUCCCAGGUCCGUUGAGUUCAGGCAGCUUAAGUGGGAUUGGAUCAGGCUUGGGCAUGCCAGCAGUGAGCAGUGACCCGUUUGGCCCAAGGAAGAUGAGCACACCAGGGCUGAACCCACCCACCUUCCAGCAUUGUAGGUUUAAGAACUCUGACCUCUCUCAGGUGUGGCCCGAGGCAAACCAGCACUUCAGUAAAGAGAUUGAUGACGAGGCCAACAGCUACUUCCAGCGAAUCUACAACCAUCCCCCUCACCCAACCCUGUCUGUGGAUGAGGUGCUGGAGAUGCUGCAGAGGUUUAAAGACUCGAACAUCAAGCGGGAGCGGGAGGUCUUUAACUGCAUGCUUCGCAACCUUUUUGAAGAGUACCGUUUCUUUCCUCAGUACCCAGAUAAAGAGCUACACAUCACCGCCUGCCUGUUCGGGGGCAUUAUUGAGAAGGGCCUGGUUACCUACAUGGCCCUUGGUCUCGCCCUACGAUAUGUCCUGGAAGCUCUGCGCAAACCCUAUGGCUCCAAAAUGUAUUACUUUGGCAUUGCUGCACUGGAUCGGUUCAAGAACAGAUUGAAGGACUACCCACAGUAUUGUCAGCACUUGGCCUCCAUAGGCCAUUUUCUGCAGUUUCCUCACCACUUGCAGGAGUAUAUAGAGUAUGGCCAGCAGUCCCGUGACCCCCCGGUGAAGAUGCAGGGCUCCAUUACCACACCAGGCAGCCUGGCGCUGGCUCAAGCACAGGCUCAGUCCCAGCCUCCUAAACCCCCCCAGCCUGGCCAAGCCAGCACCCUGGUGACCACCACAACAACCACCACCACCGUCGCCAAAACCUCCACCAUCACCAGGCCCACUGCAGUAGGUUUUAAGAAGGAUAUGCCACCUUCAAUAAACACCACAAACAUCGACACACUACUUGUGGCUACAGACCAAACAGAAAGGAUUGUGGAGCCUCCCGAGAACAUUCAGGAGAAGAUAGCUUUCAUUUUCAACAACCUGUCCCAAUCCAACAUGACUCAGAAGGUUGAAGAGCUGAAGGAGACUGUGAAGGAGGAGUUUAUGCCAUGGGUGUCUCAGUACCUUGUGAUGAAGCGUGUCAGUAUCGAGCCAAACUUUCACAGCCUUUACUCUAACUUCCUUGACACGCUGAAAAAUCCGGAGUUUGUUAAAAUGGUUCUGAAUGAAACCUACCGAAACAUUAAGGUUCUCCUGACCUCUGACAAGGCAGCUGCUAAUUUCUCUGAUCGAUCCCUGCUGAAGAAUUUGGGCCACUGGCUUGGCAUGAUCACUCUAGCAAAGAACAAACCCAUUCUUUAUACUGAUUUGGAGUUGAAAUCUCUGUUACUGGAGGCUUAUGUGAAAGGCCAACAAGAGCUGCUAUAUGUGGUCCCCUUCGUGGCUAAAGUCCUGGAGUCGAGUCUGCGUAGUGUGGUUUUCAGACCACAGAACCCUUGGACCAUGGCCAUCAUGAAUGUAUUGGCCGAGCUACACCAGGAGCAUGAUCUGAAGCUAAACCUGAAGUUUGAGAUUGAGGUGCUAUGUAAGAACCUGUCUCUGGACAUUAAUGACCUGAAACCUGGGAACCUGCUGAAAGACAAAGAAAAGCUGAAAAAUCUAGAGGAGCAGCUGUCUGCACCAAAGAAGGAAACUAAACCUCCUGAAGAAAUGCUGCCUGUAGUUACUUCAGCUGCUCCUUCAGCUCCUGCUGCCACAGCGACCACGGCCACCACGGGGCCACCCACACCACAGUUCAGCUACCAUGACAUCAAUGUGUAUGCACUAGCAGGCCUGGCCCCCCACAUUAACAUCAACAGCAAUAUCCCGCUGCUGCAGGCACAUCCCCAGUUGAAGCAGUGUGUGAGGCAGGCGAUUGAGCGCGCUGUGCAGGAGCUCGUCCACCCUGUGGUGGACCGCUCCAUCAAGAUCGCCAUGACCACAUGCGAGCAGAUUGUCAGGAAGGACUUUGCCCUUGACUCAGAGGAAUCACACAUGCGCGUCGCCGCCCACCACAUGAUGCGCAAUUUGACUGCCGGAAUGGCCAUGAUCACCUGCAGAGAGCCGCUUAUUAAUAACAUCACCGCCAACCUGAAAAACACCUUUGCAGCUGCCCUCAGGGCUCCCACACCCCAGCAGAGAGAGAUGAUGGAAGAGGCGGCUAACCGCAUCGCUCAGGAUAACUGUGAGCUGGCCUGCUGCUUCAUUCAGAAGACCGCUGUGGAGAAAGCUGGACCAGAGAUGGAUAAGAGAUUGGCCACUGAGUUUGAGCUAAGGAAACAUGCUCGUCAGGAGGGCCGGCGCUACUGUGACCCCAUGGUGCUCACUUACCAAGCAGAGCGCAUGCCAGAGCAGAUCCGCCUUAAGGUUGGUGGUGUGGACCCUAAGCAGCUGGCUGUUUAUGAGGAGUUUGCCCGCAAUGUGCCAGGCUUCCUGCCAAGCAAUGAUCUAUCCCAGCCCACUGGAUUUCUGGCCCAGCCUAUGAAGCAGCAGCAACAGGCGUGGCCUACGGAUGACAUGGCACACAUCUACGAUAAGUGCAUCUCUGACCUAGAACAGCACCUACAUGCCAUCCCUCCAGCUUUGGCUAUGAACCCACAAGCCCAGGCCCUGCGCAGCCUGCUAGAAGCUGUGGUAAUGGCACGCAACUCGCGUGAUGGCAUCACUGCACUGGGUCUGCUGCAGAAAGCUGUUGAGGGUCUGUUGGAUGCCACUAGUGGUGCAGAUGCUGAACUGCUGCUGAGCUACAGAGAGUGCCACCUGCUGGUGCUGAAGGCUCUGCAGGACAGCCGUGCCUAUGGGCCACAGUGGUGCAACAAGCAAAUCACCAGGUGCCUGAUCGAGUGCCGUGAUGAGUACAAGUACAACGUGGAGGCAGUUGAGCUCUUGAUCAGAAACCACCUAGUCAACAUGCAGCAAUAUGACCUGCACCUUGCACAGUCCAUGGAAAAUGGCCUGCACUACAUGGCAGUGGCGUUUGCUAUGCAGCUGGUGAAGUUACUGCUGGUGGAUGAGCGCAGUGUGAGCCACAUCACUGAAGCUGACCUGUUCCACACCAUCGAGACUCUCAUGAGGACCUGUGCACACUCCAGAGCUAAUGCACCUGAAGGCCUGCCCCAGCUGAUGGAUGUGGUUCGUUCCAAUUACGAGGCCAUGAUCGACCGGCAACAUGGAGGACCCAACUUCAUGAUGCACUCUGGGAUCUCACAAGCAUCUGAGUAUGAUGAUCCUCCAGGCCUGCGUGAGAAAGCGGAGUAUCUGCUGAGGGAGUGGGUUAAUUUGUACCACUCAGCUGCUGCUGGCAGGGACAGCACCAAAGCCUUUUCUGCCUUCGUGGGCCAGAUGCAUCAGCAAGGCAUCCUGAAGACUGACGACCUCAUCACUCGUUUUUUCCGGCUGUGCACAGAGAUGUGUGUUGAAAUAAGCUACCGUGCACAGGCUGAACAGCAGCACAACCCGGCUGCCAGUGCUGCCAUCAUCCGCGCCAAAUGCUACCACAACCUGGAUGCUUUCGUCCGCCUCAUUGCCCUGCUCGUCAAGCACUCCGGGGAGGCCACAAACACGGUCACCAAAAUCAACCUGUUAAACAAGGUAUUGGGCAUUGUAGUGGGCGUGCUGAUCCAGGACCAUGAUGUGAGGCAGGCAGAUUUCCAGCAGCUGCCAUACCACCGCAUUUUUAUCAUGCUGCUGCUGGAGCUUAAUGCCCCUGAGCAUGUGUUGGAGACCAUCAACUUCCAGACCCUCACUGCCUUCUGCAACACCUUCCACAUCUUGAGGCCAACUAAAGCCCCUGGCUUUGUGUAUGCCUGGCUGGAGCUCAUCUCACAUAGAAUCUUCAUAGCCAGAAUGUUGGCGCACACGCCACAACAGAAGGGAUGGCCCAUGUAUGCCCAGCUGCUGAUUGAUUUAUUUAAGUUCUUGGCCCCCUUCCUGAGGAAUGUAGAGCUCAAUAAACCUAUGCAAAUCCUCUAUAAGGGCACCUUGCGGGUUCUUCUGGUCCUGCUGCAUGACUUCCCAGAGUUCCUGUGCGAUUAUCACUAUGGCUUUUGUGACGUGAUUCCACCCAACUGCAUCCAGCUGAGAAACCUGAUCCUGAGUGCCUUUCCCCGCAACAUGAGGCUUCCGGACCCCUUCACUCCCAACCUCAAGGUGGACAUGCUAAGUGAGAUUAACAUCGCUCCACGCAUUCUCACCAACUUCACCAGUGUGAUGCCCUCCCAGUUCAAGAAGGACCUGGACUCGUACCUGAAGACUCGCUCGCCUGUCACGUUCCUUUCCGAGCUGCGCAGCAACCUGCAGGUGUCUAAUGAGCCAGGAAACCGCUACAACAUCCAGCUGAUCAAUGCUCUGGUGCUGUAUGUAGGCACACAGGCCAUCGCUCACAUCCACAACAAGGGUAGCACACCCUCCAUGAGCACCAUCACCCACUCUGCACACAUGGACAUCUUCCAGAACCUCGCAGUGGACCUGGACACUGAAGGCCGCUAUCUGUUCCUCAACGCGAUAGCCAAUCAGCUGCGUUAUCCGAACAGCCACACGCACUACUUCAGCUGCACCAUGCUCUACCUGUUCGCUGAAGCUAACGCAGAAGCCAUUCAGGAGCAGAUCACCAGGGUACUACUGGAGCGAUUGAUCGUGAACAGACCGCACCCCUGGGGACUGCUCAUCACUUUCAUUGAGCUGAUAAAGAAUCCUGCCUUUAAAUUCUGGAGCCAUGACUUUGUGCACUGCGCACCGGAGAUAGAGAAGCUGUUCCAGUCUGUGGCUCAGUGCUGCAUGGGACAGAAACAGGCCCAGCAGGUGAUGGAGGGCACGGGUGCCACUUAGGAUGCAGGACCCGUCCUUCCUGCGCCCAGCAAGAGAAACGCCUCUCCAGUCUUCCCUUUAGCCCUCCACCGACUCCCUGCUCCGAUCCGUUCAUCUCAUCUCAGCCAGCACUGGACUACCUUCACCUUUAACAGGGACUGCCGCUCGCCCACGCUAAACUAUUUAGGGAUGAUCUUAGCAAAGGGGGGGACUGUUAAACAGUCUAUAAACAAACUUUCACUGUAAAUAUUUAGAUAAGGGACGAGCAGAUUUUGUGUAACCUUUCCCUCUUGCUAGCCAAAGCUGAGCUCUGACAACAAGCAUGAACCACAUGCUUUAACUUUUUUUCACUUCUGGUGCACUCUGAUUUUAAUUUUUUUUUUUUCCUCCCCCAUGCUUCCUUGAGCUCCUUUUUUUUUCUUGCCUUGAAGACCUUUUUUGUUUUUUUGGUUUGUUUUGUUUGGAAGCCUAAAUCUAAUGGUGUACACAGAGGCUGUCUUUAAUUUUUUUUUCCAGAUAUUUUUGUUUUAAAAGGGAGAUCCAUCGGUGUGGAGAGCUGAUGGGCUCGGCACACGUGCUGUCCUAGAGUGCAGCGGCGCUUUUUGGAGUCACUGGUUUUUGCACCGAUUCAAGACCGUGGGUAGGAGGUUCUCCCUGGCACUUGUAAAAUUGUGGAAAUAUUCAGAAAUUUGAUGGUAAUUUGAGUCUUUACAGUUUGUACAAAGAUCCAAAUUGCAGAACACAAAGGAGGACCAAUACAGCCCAUUUUGUAAGGAUUUUGAAUGUUUUGUAAAUGUAUUGGUCCGCGUGUUGUAUUUUGUAGUUAUUUCUAGUUGCCUUUAGUUCUUGCUACUUAUUUCCUGUAUGUAUGCAUUCUGUAGUUGGCUGCAAUUAAACACUUGAUCUGCA